AUGGCCGUCUACGACCUGGCCACCAAGCUCAACGAGGUUGCCGCGCGCGCCGAGGUGUUUGUCACCGUCCUCGUCGGCACGGGGCGCUUCUUCUCCGCCGGCGCAGACAUCUCCUCGCCCCGCGAGUCGCCGUCCCUGCCCGCCGACGCCCACCGGCUCUGGCUCCAGUCCUUUGUGGCCUUCAACCUCAACGUCACGCACGCCUUCGCCCACCACCCCAAGGUCCUGGUCGUCGGGCUCAACGGCCCCGUCGUGGGCCUGUCCGCCGCCCUCGUCGGCUGGGCCGACUUUGUCUACUGCGCCCCGGGCGCGUGGCUCCUCACGCCCUUCUCGACGCUGGGCCUCGUCGCCGAGGGGGGCGCCUCGCGCGCCCUGGCCGCCCGCCUGGGCCCCGCCGCCGCCGCCGAGGCCCUCCUCAUGAGCAGGCGCCUCGAGCCGCAGCGCCUCCUGCAGUGCGGCUUCGCCAACGCCGUCUGGGACGACGUGGCCCGCGGCGACGACGCCGCCUUCCGCGCCCGCCUGCUGCGCGAGGUCGACGACUGGCUGGGCGAGCGGCUCAACGGCGAGAGCAUGCUGCGCAUCAAGAAGUUGCUGAGGCGGCCCGACGCGCUUGCCCACGACGCGCAGAACGUGCGCGAGGUGUUUGCCGGCCUGGACAGGUUCGUCGAGGGCGUGCCGCAGGCCGAGUUUCGCAAGCUGGCCAGUGGGGAGAAGAGACACAAGCUGUGA
Ustilaginoidea virens is the source of this 729-nucleotide messenger RNA. RefSeq lists its product as uncharacterized. The coding region runs from base 1 to 729 and encodes 242 amino acids. Gene Ontology annotation, cellular component: peroxisomal matrix. Gene Ontology annotation, biological process: fatty acid beta-oxidation. The record is from RefSeq and is a predicted model, not a curated record. Lineage: Eukaryota; Fungi; Ascomycota; Sordariomycetes; Hypocreales; Clavicipitaceae. The transcript has 3 exons.